GGAAGCAGCAGCGGUUCGCAGGUUGUUGCUAACCGGUUAGCAUCUCGUGUUUUCGUAGUUUUGAGUUCUUCCGAACAUUUAAAAUGAACAAACUGAACAAAUCGCUGGAGUUCGACUCGUAUGAGAUCGAGGAGCCGAGUGACGAGGAGCGAGCCGAGAGCAGCUCCGAGGACGAGCUGGAUGUGCUGCUGAAUGGGACUCCGGAGCAGAAGAAGAAGCUGAUCAGAGAGUAUCUGACCGGGGAGAGCGAGUCGUCUAGCGAGGAUGAGUUUGAGAAAGAGAUGGAGGCCGAACUCAGCUCCACCAUCAGGACCAUGGAGGGAACCUGGGGGCCAGCAGCAGAAGCCUCAGGAGGAGGAGGAGGAGGAGGAGGAGGAGGAGGAGACGCUGGUUCUGGACUUCCGAACACUCGGAUGUAUGAUAAAGUUUACUUUGACUCUGACUCAGAGGAGGAAGACACAGCCGGAAGCUCCACCGGCCGGAGGCGGAGACAGCGGACAAUCCUGACCAAUGACGAGCUGCUGUACGACCCUGAUGAGGACGACCGGGACCAGGCCUGGGUGGACGCCCGCCGGAGACAGUACAACAGCAGAAAACGGCCAGCGUCAGCGCUUCGCUCGCAGCAUCGGCGUCCUGAGGGUUUACCGAGCAGCGACGCCAUCCUCAACUGUCCCGCCUGCAUGACGACGCUCUGCCUCGACUGUCAGAGACACGAAAAGUACCGGACGCAGUACCGAGCCAUGUUCGUGAUGAACUGCACAGUGAAGAAGGACGAGGUGCUGCGCUACAAGACCCAGGAGGACAGGAAGCAGAGGAGGAGGAAGAGGAGGAGGGACCAGAAGACGGACCAGAAGACGGACGCUCCGGCGGACGAGACUCCCGACCCGAUGCCGGCGGGGAUGGACGCCGACGAGGUGUACCACCCGGUGCAGUGCUCCGAGUGCAGCACCGAGGUGGCCGUGUUCGACAAGGACGAGGUCUACCACUUCUUCAACAUCCUGGCCAGCCACUGCUGAGACCAGUGUCUUCAUCCUCCCAGUUUGUUUCUCAGCUCCGAUUUAAAGCUGCUAAAGUCUAGAUUUUUAUAUGAACAGUCCAGAGCUGAAGCAGGUGGACACAACCAGCAUUGAAUAAACGCUGCUGUUGCUCUGCAUGACUGACUGAGACGGACUCUGUCAUCCGAUCUGCAUGUUCUCAGCAGGUGUUCCAGAUGUUCCCCAUGGCUCUGAGUGAUUCCACCUGCAGAUUAAUAAACCAACAGAACCAGAGGAGGUCACUGGAACCGGCUGACUUCUGCUGAGAGCAGAGCAGCUGACCAUUCAGAGAAUAAAUCAGCUGCUAGUCCAGAACCAGAACUGUUGAGGAACAGAACCCAGAGCAGGUAGCUGCUGUUUCCAGAUGAUCCAGAUGUUGGUUGCUGAGCUGAAACACAAACUGCUGGUUGUACAGUUUAAACUCCACUUCCUGUCCAAAAGCUGAAACACAGACGACUUGUUGGCGUCAGUCAGUUUCAAACCGACUCCCAGUAGAACCAGUCCGACCCAGCAGCCUCCAUCAGGCCGGACUAGUCCAAGUGGUGUCAGCGUGGGGGAGGUCACAGUUGGUCUGUUCCUCCUAAAAUAAAGGAUUAAUCCAUAACUUUCCUUUUUAUGAAAGACACACCUGAGACUGAUGAGAUCCACCAGAACACCUGAGAACACCUGAAGACCUGCAGCCGUCUGCACACAGCGUUAAAGUACUGCCUGUUGCUGGAGAGAAUCCUGCUGUGGCCAAUCAGAGUGCACGAUUCCCUCCAUCAGAUCCAUCUCCUCAACGCUUCAGGUUUCCUGAUGAGGAAACAUGAUGUCUGAAUCAGGAAAGCCUCUAAAUGUCCAACAAAACCUGGGCUUCGAGUGUGAACAGGCUCUUACUGCAGCCCUGCUGGCCUCGGUUCUGAUAAAGGACGUUUAUAAAAAUCUGA
This is a messenger RNA of Stegastes partitus (bicolor damselfish), 1960 nucleotides long. RefSeq names its product e2f-associated phosphoprotein (gene eapp). Lineage: Eukaryota; Metazoa; Chordata; Actinopteri; Pomacentridae. Gene Ontology annotation, cellular component: nucleus. The record is from RefSeq and is a predicted model, not a curated record. Bases 84 to 1016 code for a protein of 310 amino acids. The transcript has 6 exons.